Malania oleifera is the source of this 2094-nucleotide messenger RNA. RefSeq names its product (-)-germacrene D synthase-like. Gene Ontology annotation, molecular function: magnesium ion binding; terpene synthase activity. Lineage: Eukaryota; Viridiplantae; Streptophyta; Magnoliopsida; Santalales; Ximeniaceae. The transcript is spliced from 7 exons. The record is from RefSeq and is a predicted model, not a curated record. The coding region runs from base 86 to 1804 and encodes 572 amino acids. Gene Ontology annotation, biological process: diterpenoid biosynthetic process.
UGAAUAAAAAACAAUAAGCAAUCCCAUAAGGUCUUAGCAUCGUAUAGCUAGCUUGCGUUUUAUUUACUUACUGCUUAUCCCUAAAAUGGAGAUAAAGCAACAACCAUCUCUCGCAGUGAUGAACUACUCCCAGCAACCAGCUGGGAGCGCUGUAGUUCGUCCGCUGGCUGAUUUUCCUCCCCCCUCCGUGUGGGCCUCUCGGUUCAUCUCUUUCUCUCCCGAUAACUCGAAACGGGAAUGGUAUGUAAGGCAGAUAGAAGGGUUGAAAAAUGAAGUGAGGAGAAUGGUGAUGGGGAGUGAGGCCAACAGGGUAGACAAAGUGAAGUUGAUCAACUCACUCCAGCGCCUAGGAGUGUCCUACCACUUUGAGAAAGAGAUUGAGGACCAGCUUCAACUCAUUUUUGCUGCCUGCACUACUACUACUGCUGCUGACCAUUUUAAUUUUAAUGGCGAUGACUUGUACAACACUUCACUACUCUUUCGUGUGCUUAGGCAGAAUGGUUUUAACUUGUCUUCAAAUGUGUUCAAGAAAUUCAAGGGCAGUGAUGGGAAGUUCAAGGAAGAAGUAAGGAAGGACGUGAGAGGAAUGUUGAGCUUGUAUGAAGCUGCGCAUUUGCGGAUACAAGGAGAAGACAUUCUGGAGGAAGCUGUGGGUUUCGCAAGUGGUCACUUGGAGGAGUGCGUGAAGAGUGGAGUACUAGCAGGACAACCUCAGCUGGAAAAACAAGUGAAGCAUGCACUAGAACGGCCGCUACACAAGACUAUCCAAAGGCUGGAGGCCUCCCACUUCAUCUCUCUCUACCGACAAGAUGAGUCUAGGAAUGAAACAUUGUUGAAAUUUGCGGUGCUGGAUUUCAACUUGUUGCAGCUACAGCACCAAGAAGAACUAUGUCACAUCUCCAAGUGGUGGGAAGAUUUGAAAUUUUCAAAGAAGCUACCCUAUGCAAGGAACAGAGUGGUGGAAUGCUACUUUUGGGCAGUUGGUGCAUAUUACGAGCCUCAUUUCUCCCUUGCCCGACUCAUCUUGACCAAAGCUAUUGCCUUCGCCUCCAUUUUGGAUGAUACCUAUGAUGCUUAUGGCACCAUUGAUGAACUCCAACUUUACACACAUGCCAUUCAGAGGUGGGAUGUUGGCGCCAUUGAUGGGCUGCCAGAUUACAUGAAGGUCAGUUACAGGGAUUUUCUUAAUCUGUACAAAGAAUUUGAGGAAGAGAUGGCCAAAGAAGAAAGAUCCUACAAUGUCCACCACACCAUUGAAGCAUUUAAGGAGGUGGCCAGAGGAUACUAUUUAGAGGCCAAGUGGAUGAACGAGAAGUAUGUGCCAACAUUUGAGGAGUACAUGGGCAAUGCCCUAACCACAACAGCUUAUCACAUGCUCAUAACAGCGUCAUUUAUCGGCAUGGGGGAGCUUGCCACAAAAGCUAUUUUUCAUUGGAUCAACACCAAGCCUAAAAUCGUCACAGCUUCAAAGAUCAUUUGCCGCCUCAUGGAUGACAUUGUCAGCCACCACUUUGAGCAAGAGAGAGGCCAUGUUGCCUCUGCCAUUGAGUGCUACAUGAAGCAAUAUGGGGUCUCUGAAGAAGAGGUAAAAGUUGAGUUUCAAAAGAGGAUUUCAAAUGCAUGGAAGGAUGCCAAUGAGGAAUGUCUCAGGGCAACAGCUGUUCCAAGGCCUUUCAUUGCUCGAAUCCUAAAUCUUUCCCGAUCCAUUGAUGUUAUUUACAGGUACGAUGAUGGAUACACAAAUGCUAAAAGAGUUCUCAAAGAUUAUAUCGAGUCGUUGUUCAUCCAUCCCGUACCUAUAUAAGCAAGUUUGUGUUUUAGAUCGAGUCUUUCUUCAUCAAUCCCAUACCCAUGUAAGCCAGCUUGUAUUUUCAAUCUCUCUGUCUUUAAAUACCUACAAAUGUAUGAUCAGAGGACAAGAAUAAUGCCCAAGUGAGGGCUUAUUUGCUUUUUCUAUUUUCUUCUUUCUUCCAUGCAUGCUAAUGGUCUAGUUGUGUUCCUUAGCGAUCAACGCCAAACCACUUAAAAAAUCUAUGAUAUGUCCUUUACAUUUGCAAUGAAAUUUGUUAAAGAUCUAUCUAGUUUGAAUUGUAC